Empidonax traillii (willow flycatcher) is the source of this 4908-nucleotide messenger RNA. It is a transcript of the gene INF2, whose product is annotated as inverted formin, FH2 and WH2 domain containing. Lineage: Eukaryota; Metazoa; Chordata; Aves; Passeriformes; Tyrannidae. The record is from RefSeq and is a predicted model, not a curated record. Gene Ontology annotation, biological process: actin cytoskeleton organization. Gene Ontology annotation, molecular function: small GTPase binding; actin binding. Bases 311 to 4309 code for a protein of 1332 amino acids. The transcript is spliced from 23 exons.
CAAUGAUGAAAUGGCUUCUUGCAACAUCAGCACGCAGAGCUGAAUUCCAGAGCUCGGGGGCGGGGAAGGAGUGCUCAGACACACUGAUCUUAGGAGAAAUGCCCCAAAACAGUGUUCAUGGUCAUCCCUCCCAGUACCAGACCGACACUGUGAAAUGUGCACUGCUUUUCUCGGAUUCCCGAAGAAUUUUGCUGGGUAAACACAGUGGGACACAACCCCAGGCUCCCUGGUAGAUUGCGAGGAAACUUCUGGCCUAAGUCAGUUGGAAAGAAAAGUUGGAGUCAGCAGAGUUGCGAACAAACUGUUCACGAUGUCAAUCAAAAAGGAAGGUGCCCACAAGAAGUGGGCUGCCCUGAAGGAGAAACUCGGACCCCAGGAGACUGACCAGUCAGAGGCCAACCUGGAAAAUGCCGAGCCGGAGCUGUGCAUCCGUCUCCUGCAAAUGCCAUCGGUGGUGAACUACUCCGGGCUGAAGAAGCGUCUGGAGAACAGCGACGAUGCCUGGAUGGUCCAGUUCCUGGAGCUGUGUGGGCUGGACCUCCUUCUGGAGGCCCUGGACAGGCUGUCUGGGCGAGGAGUGGCCAGAAUAUCCGAUGCCUUGCUUCAGCUCACCUGCAUUAGCUGCGUGCGAGCCGUCAUGAACUCCCACAAAGGCAUCGAAUACAUCGUGAGCAACGAGGGCUAUGUCAGAAAACUCUUCCAAGCACUUGACACAACUAAUGUCAUGGUCAAAAAGCAAAUAUUUGAGCUACUGGCUGCACUGUGCAUUUACUCAUCAGAUGGCCAUGCUUUGGCUCUGGAUGCCUUGGACCAUUACAAGAGUGUGAAGAACCAGCAGUAUCGAUUCAGCAUCAUAAUGAAUGAACUCUCCAACACAGACAACGUGCCAUACAUGGUGACACUGCUGAGUGCUAUCAACGCCAUCAUACUGGGGAAAGAAGAGCUAAGAACAAGGACACAAAUCAGAAACGAAUUCAUAGGGCUUCAGCUGUUGGAUGUUUUAGACAAGCUAAGAGACAUCGAAGAGGAGGAUCUGCUUAUCCAGUGUGAUACAUUUGAGGAGUUCAAGGUAGAAGAUGAUGAGGAGUUAUUAAAGAUGUGUGAUGGCAUAAACAUGAAUGAUCAUCAUGAGGUCUUUUCAUCUCUCUUCAAUAAAGUGAGCCGCUCUCCAGUCUCCAUCCAGCUGCUGUCCAUCCUUCAGAGUCUGCUGCACUUGGAACCAUCUCAUCAGUCCAGCCUCCUGCUGUGGGAGUCCUUGGAUGCCGUAGUGAACAGAGCCCUUUUGCUUGCAAAUGACAUUCAAGGGAACACAGUUGAAGAGGUCAUGGAGAGGCUGCUGUCUACCAAGAAACAUCCAAACAAGCAAAAGCGAGCUGAGAACCGGCUGUCUGGGAGUGCAGCUGGAGGUGCCCAGGGUGAGCCAGAGCCAUGUGCACGUGCAGCUCGGGGUCCAGUGGGAUCAUCAAACCCCUCCAAGGCACCGACAACAUCCUCAGGGCCACUUGCCAACGAAAAGAAGAUCUCAUCCUGCCAGUUCACAGGCUGCUCUGCUUCACCAGAGACGUCUAACUCUCCCCACAACACUGGUUCCACCCCGGCACCUCCACCCCCACCACCUCCGCCCCCACCCUCUGGCACAGCAGGCAUGAACCCCACAUCCCUGAUGACGAAUACACCUCCAGCCCCUCCACUCCCUGGCGUCCCUCCUCCCCCACCCCCACUGCCUGGCAUGGAGGGUAUCCCCCCUCCUCCUCCUCCACCAUUGCCUGGCAUGGGUGGCAUCCCUCCCCCACCCCCUCCAUUGCCUGGCAUGGUGGGCAUCCCACCUCCUCCACCCCCAUUGCCUGGCAUGGGUGGUAUCCCACCUCCUCCACCCCCAUUGCCUGGCAUGGGUGGUAUCCCACCUCCUCCACCCCCAUUGCCUGGCAUGGGUGGUAUCCCACCUCCUCCACCCCCAUUGCCAGGCAUGGGUGGUAUCCCUCCCCCUCCCCCUCCUUUGCCUGGCAUGGGUGGCGUCCCACCCCCUCCACCCCUCCUGCCUGGCAUGGGAGGAGAUUACAUAGAAGCUGUGGUGGCCUCCCAGUUCAGCUGCCCUCUUGGCAUGGGCCGCCCUCCCCGCAAGGCGGUGAAGACACCAACACUGAGGAUGAAGAAGCUGAACUGGCAGAAGCUGCCCUCCAACGUGGUGAGAGAGAGUCACUCCAUGUGGGCUUCGGUGAGCAGCAGCAGCGAGGAAACUAUAGAGCCCAACUACACCAGCAUAGAGCAGCUGUUUUGCUUUCCACAACCAACCCCCAAGGAGAAGACAGCCACCCCCGUGAAGGCAGAGCCAAAGGAGAUCACAUUUUUGGACUCCAAGAAAAGUCUCAAUUUGAACAUAUUUUUGAAGCAAUUUAAAUGCUCCAACGAAGAGGUGACUGCCAUGAUCCAGAAUGGGGACCGGACCAAGUUUGACGUUGAGGUUCUGAAGCAGUUGCUGAAGCUGCUGCCUGAAAAGCAUGAGAUAGAAAACCUGAAGGCCUUCAAAGAAGAGAAAUCAAAGCUAGCAAAUGCAGAUCAGUUUUAUCUCCUCCUCCUUCAGAUUCCCAGCUACCAGCUGCGCAUUGAGUGUAUGCUGAUCUGUGAAGAGACCAUUGUCGUGCUGGACAUGAUUCAGCCCAAAGCUGAAGCCAUCAGGAGAGCCUGCGAAGAUCUUCUGACCAGUCAUCGCCUGCCGCUCUUUUGCCAACUGAUUCUCAAAGUUGGAAACUUCCUGAACUACGGAAGUCACACAGGCGAUGCUGAUGGGUUUAAGAUCAGCACUUUGCUCAAACUGACAGAGACCAAAGCAAACCAGACCCGCAUUACGCUGCUCCACCAUAUUCUAGAGGAAGUAGAAAACAGCCACAAGGACCUACUGGAACUGCCAAAGGAUCUUGAAUACGUUUCAAAAGCAGCAGGAAUUAAUCUUGAUAUUAUACGCACGGAGUCCGGUACCAAUUUAAAGAAGUUGCUGGAGCUUCAGCGGAAAGUCUUAUCAUCAAAUGAUGAUGUGAAACAACAGUACGAGAAACCAAUCCAGGAUAGCAUCGAUGCCUCCAAAAAGCUGGAAGAAGAAUUUGAAACCAUUGAAAGGAAGAGAGAAGAACUUGCAAAUUAUCUCUGUGAAGACCCGAGCAAGUUGUCCUUAGAGGACAUAUUUAGCAUCAUGAAGACCUUCAGAGAUCUCUUUAUCCGAGCCCUGAAGGAAAACAAGGACAGAAAGGAGCAAGCUGCCAAAGCAGAGAAGAGGAAAAAACAGCUUGAAGAGGAAGAGGGGAAGAGACAAAAGGGAGAAAAUGGAAAAGUCAUUAAGAAGGGUUUGGGGAAGCAGGACGAGGUGUGUGUCAUCGAUGCACUGCUAGCCGACAUCAGGAAAGGGUUCACACUGAGAAAGACAAAGAACAGACAUGAGUCGGAUGCAAUUCCUAAACCCUUGUCUGAGGAGAGCCCGGAGGAAAGCCAGUCUGGAAAGAGCAUUAAGGAUCCACAAGCAGCAGGGAAGCAGAUGAAUGAUGAGACCAAGCAAAACAAGGAUGGUCAUCCCUCAGAAAGCACUCCCUCCUCAGCCACUGCCCUGAUGGAGAUGGAUGGAGCAGUUACAGAUGCUUCAGCUUCAAACCAGGUGUUACCUAAAAACAACGCUGGAGGAAGUUUGCCGUUGGAGUCCCAGACCGAAAGCCCAUCCGUGAGAUUGGUGGAAGCUGAUGGGGCUGCUCAGCUCGUGCCUGGCACUGGGAUGGAGCAGACAGACAACUGGGCAAGCCUCCAGCCAAGCACAAAGGGCACCUCCAUUGCUUUCUCUUUGGCUGACACAGGCAUGAGGAUAAGCUUUGUGAGCAGCAGUUCAGCCACUGCUCUGAGAGACCAGCUCAGCUGGACUAAUGGGUCCCUCUCAGAAGGCCAGGACAAGGAAUGCCCAGCUGAUUGCUCAGAGACCUACAGGCUGGCACAGGAGCCAGAACCCCAGCUGAGCAAGACCAGGACGGACCCCAGCAGCGCUCCCUGCAAUGAGGCUCAUCAGGCAGAGUCAAAAGAGAUGACAAAGGAAAACGAAGACCCUGGUACAGACUCACUGUUGGACACCUCUCAGGAGAAGUCCUUCUCAGAGGAGCCAGCCACUGACUCCUCUUGUUCAGCAACACUUCCUCCAGAGCAAACUCACACCGACAGGGAAAAGCAGAGGCCACCUGGGAAACGGAAGAAGAAGAAGAGGCACAGCAAAAGCUAUUCAGAGGUUGAGAGUGAUACUGGAGAUAAUAAAACAAAAAAAGGUUGUGUGACACAAUGAGGUGUCACAGCAAGGCAGAAGGUAUAAGAGAGACCAAGUGAACCACUCUCAUGUCCCUGGAGCACUACCAGUUUGUCAGAAACCAGGUUCUGCAUCGACGAAAUGCCACCGUGGACACCUUCUGCCCCACAUAGAUGCACCACUUCUCCUCCUGCAGCCUUUCUCUCCCCUCCUGAGGACCUAAAGAGCCUCCCCAGAGACUUUGGACCCCUCAGCCCAUGCCUUACACCAGGCACCUGGGAAAUGGGGUACAGUUCUGCACAUGGCAGCAGCGAAAGGGUCAGACCUGUCAUCCACCAGCGUGGAAGCUGAGUCUUUCAACCUGCUCUUAGGCCAAACUCCUCUUGAAAUGACAGCUGAGUGUGGCCUAAGAAUGGACUGCAGUGUUUAGCCCUCAGAGAAACGUUAAAAAUAGCAGUGCCUGAACGAAAUUAAGGGUAUAAAUUAAGCAGUGGCUGUACCACCACAGGUGGAAGUGUGUUAACUCCCUCUUCUCAUCACCCACUGACGAUUUGUAUUGGAUCAGGUCCAAGACCCAGAUCAGACAAAUGUAUUUUUACUCUCAAUCAUUUAAAGCAAGGGGAAUCAGUUACAGGGAG